GAAGGUGUAAUAGUUAAGCUGGGAAGGGGAGCUAAUCUUCAUGUAAGCCAAUGCCUCAUGUGUUUACAUGGCAGGUUUAAGAAGGGCAAGAUGAUGUUGCUGUGCUCAGUAGGGUCAUGGAUCCUCUUCACCCUGGCCAUCGGCUUCAUCCAACCUCCGGCCACUGCCUGUGUGGAGUUCAACAAUACUCACCAUAUACUCAAGACCCCCUACACCACGAUUGUCAACAAGAGGAGCGUGGACCAGAGUGACUACUAUGAUGCUGAUGAUAAUGUGGAGGACUUUGAUGUCCAGGUUAUAACCAUUGACAACCCAGAAUUCCAUCACCAGUACCACAAGAGAUCCCUGAAGCAGGUGUCCCCAGAGGAGCUGGAUGAUGCAUUCUUCAGCCAGAUGGAAGACUGGCCAAGCAGCUUGACCAACAACAGCCCUCACUGGAGGAGGAAGAGGGACACACCCUUACCCCCUGACCAUGUCAUCGGCAAAUCACCCAAUGUUGUUCAUUAUACCGUCAACUUUAAGGACUUCAAGGGUGCAGAAGAAGACUGGCUGUCCCCACCCUUCUCCAGCAUUGUGUAUCGGUCAUUAGAUGUACAGAAGGUGUUCUUCCUGCUGCUGUUGGUGGUUAUCCUUGGGGAGUUCUUCAGCUGCCCAGCCAUCACCCUGGCUGACUCUGCGGUGUUGACUUACCUGGCUGAUGAGGCAGAUCACUACGGUCGGCAGCGAAUGUUUGGCUCCUUGGGUUGGGGUCUGUCCAUGUUUUUUGUGGGCAUCGCACUGGAUCAUUCUACAGCCUUCCCAGGACACCCCUGUCGCCCACAUGAGAAGGAGAGAAAUUACACCAUUUGCUUUGCAGUCUUCAGUGUUCUCAUGGGCUGUGCUCUCAUUACAGCUUCACAGUUCAAGUUCGACUACUCGGAACCGAUUACAAGCACUACUCCAGAAGUAAAAGAACCUGUGGAUAAUGGGCCACGUCCCUGGAAUGAGCCCAAAAUUCCAUUGCAAGAGCAGAAAUCCCAACGACAAAAAAUUGAUGAAGCCAUUGGCACAAUCAAGACCAAGAUCUUUGCUCAGACUAUGAAGGAGAUGCCAGAAUGGUUUGUAGUUCUGAGGGAGUUUAAGAAUCUUCGGUGUGGUGCCUUCCUCUUUGUGGCCUGGUGGAUGGGCUUUGGCAUUGGUCUUAUAUUUGCUUUCCUCUUCUGGCAUUUGCAGGAUUAUGGAGGUACCCCUACAGUGUUUGGCAUUGCUAGCAUCAUGAAUCACAUUUCAGAGAUCUUUGCUUACUUCUUCAGCUUCCGACUCAUCGCACAGAUUGGACAUGUUAAGGUGCUUUGCAUAGGGUUGUUGGGCAAUGUUCUCCGUUUCCUUUACAUUUCCUGGAUGAAGAACCCCUGGUGGGUCCUGCCAUUUGAGUUUAUUCAAGGAAUAACCCAUGCUGCUGUGUGGGCUGCGUGCUGUUCUUAUAUUGCCCACAACACCCCUCCACACCUCCGCUGCUCCUCACAGGGAGUUCUCCAGGGUAUCCAUCAUGGCUUUGGCAGAGGCUGUGGAGCCAUUGUUGGUGGAAUAUUUGUAAAUUUUUUCGGGACUUCUGUUGUGUUCCGAGCAUAUGGUGUGGUGUCUCUCAUCAUUCUUGCUGCAUUCAUAUUCAUCAACUUCUACCGAAGAGAUGUUGGGUUCCAACCUGAUCUACCACCUGAGGAGGACCCUCGUGAGAUGGCUGAAGAAGGGACAGCUCUUGCACCACAUGGAGUUCCGGCUAAUCCUAUGCCAAGGGCAUUAAGUUCACAAAAACUGAAUGAAGGUGCAGGUGAUGCAGGAUAUGGCACUUAUAAUGCAACAAAUGGAAUGCUUGACAUACCAGGUGGAGGAGGAGGUGCUACAAAUCCCUUCACCCAGAGUGGAGGUGCUGGUGGGGAUGGUGGUGGUAGAGGUGGCGGAUAUAACUACUCCACUCAGCCUGUUCCACCAGUAUUCUCAGAGACUAACCCAUUCAGAAACUACUUUGCAGCAUCCAGUCCUUUCCCAAAUAAAGACUCACCUGUCACAUCACCAGACCUCAGCCCUGAUUAUGAGUCUAUCAAACACAGAUUCCAGGCCUACAAUGAUCUUCUAAGUGGAAGAACUGAGUUAAAGGAUCUCUCUAAGGCUCUGAAGUCUCCUCGACACAGUCAAGACCUGCAGCCACCCCAAGCCUCCCUGUUACACUGGACCACACACCACAGCCAGAGAACAAUGCUCAUGAUUAUAAUUGGUAGAUCAGAUAAUUGGCACACCAUAGCUGAUGUAAACACAUGGUUUGAAAUUGAGAUUCUGAAUAUCAAAAUUAUUUUAAUCUGUGGCUAAAACUACAGUUAACAGUUGGAUAUCCUUUACACUCUCCCAUGUUCAUACAUCCAUAUGUUAUAAAAAAUUGCAGCUAGGGUACUGUAAUACUUUUCAGUAUUGUUAAUAUGCACACUGACAUCAAUAGCAACUUAAAAUAUAUAUAGUUUACGUUGAUAGUAUCCAUACCUGUUAUGAAUAAGCUUUGCUUGCAUAAAGUUCUGAGUGUUAUAUACAAUAUUUAAACUAUGUUUUUUAUUUAUUUUAUUUAUUUAUUUCAGAAUACAGAAACAUGAAUGACAUUUUUUAUUUUCUUGUACAGUACAGGAAUGAGGAGGUAAUUGGUAAUGUCCAACAUGUUUAACUGUUUUUAUUGUUUGGGUAAGUUUUGUUCUGACACAGAUAAACAAUUUCUCACCACGAAGCACACAAAACUUGUGGAAGUUGAUCCUGUAAUCACAUCAUCCCAAUGUGUACUUUCUCUAGUUGUUCAUCCAGUGUCUUUGCAACAGCAGUUAUAAGAUGAAAUAACGACUAUGAAUUGUAUAUUAUUUGCAUAGCUUUGUUUUGUAUAGUCCAGAGUUGCCAUGUGUACAGCUUUACCACAAAAAAUUGCCAUCCAAAAACUACUUUGGAUUGUACUAUAUACUUAAAUAACUUUUGUCUGCUCUUUGGAUGGUUUUAGAACAUGUGCUAUAUCCAUCAUGUACAAACCUCAGUACUGUACUAUAUCUAAAUAACAAACUUCAAAAUCUAUGGACUAUAUGACCAACUAACUGCUUCAAGGACUCUCAUACUGUGCUUUUCUGUGGUUGGUUUAUUUGUCUAAAUCUCAAAGAAGACCUCCCUACCUCUCCCUCAUAAUGGUCUGAAAAGACCAAAUUUUCUUUAAUCUGUAAGAGUGCAGCAGGUUAUGGCAGUAUAUAAGAAUACAGGUGUAUUUUAUAGUACAUUGUAAGAAGUAAAUGAUGAGGGAAUCUGUUGUAACAUAAUACAGCACAUGUAUUCCUCAGGAUAUGAACAUUCAUGAUACAAGUUUCCCAAAUUGACACCCUUAUUUCAAGGAAAAAAGUUGCUCCUCUGAUACAAAUUUUGAGUGUGGGUAAAAAUUCAAAUUUUGCUCGCCAGGUGUCAGCUGGCACUGCCAUCUUCGGAGAGAUGCACAGAGACAUAUUCUCAUGCACUGAUCAUACCUCCUCCUCAUCUCCCACAAGCCCGCGUCCUUCCAUUCAUUACACU
Messenger RNA from Homarus americanus (American lobster), 3564 nucleotides. It is a transcript of the gene jef, whose product is annotated as major facilitator superfamily domain-containing protein 6-B-like. The record is from RefSeq and is a predicted model, not a curated record. Lineage: Eukaryota; Metazoa; Arthropoda; Malacostraca; Decapoda; Nephropidae. The transcript has 12 exons. Gene Ontology annotation, cellular component: membrane. Bases 58 to 2346 code for a protein of 762 amino acids.